AUGUCAGACUUCCAGAAUACCACAUCUACGUCCAUCAUUUUUCUGCUAACUGGUGUUCCUGGGCUGGAAGUAUUCCACACCUGGAUCUCCAUUCCCUUCUGCUUUCUCUACAUAACCGCCCUCUCAGGAAACAGCCUGAUUCUCUUUGCCAUUGUCACUCAGCCCAGCCUCCACGAACCCAUGUAUUAUUUCCUCUCCAUGCUGUCCACCACUGACCUCGGCCUGUCCGUAUCCACCCUGGUCACCAUGUUGGGUAUAUUCUGGUUUGACGCCAGGGAGAUCAGCUUUAAUGCCUGCUUGUCGCAGAUGUUCUUUAUUAAACUCUUCACUGUCAUGGAAUCUUCAGUGUUGCUGGCCAUGGCCUUUGAUCGUUUUGUGGCCAUCUCUAAUCCACUCAGGUAUUCCACCAUUUUAACUGAUUCCAGAAUAGCUCAAAUUGGAGUGGCAAUUGUCAUCAGGGGGACACUAAUGCUGACACCGAUGGUGGCACUUCUUAAACGACUGUCCUUCUGCCGCAGCCUCGUGCUCCACCACUCCUACUGCUUCCACCCUGACGUGAUGAAGCUCUCGUGCACAGACACCAGGAUCAACAAUGCAGUUGGGUUGACUGCCAUGAUCUCUACUGUUGGUGUGGACUCAAUGCUCAUCCUCCUUUCUUAUAUUUUGAUUAUUAAGACUGUCCUCAGCAUCGCAUCCCCAGAAGAGAGGAAGAAAGCCUUCAGCACAUGUAUCUCCCAU
Hyaena hyaena (striped hyena) is the source of this 738-nucleotide messenger RNA. Its product is annotated as olfactory receptor 51F2-like. Gene Ontology annotation, cellular component: membrane. The transcript has a single exon. The record is from RefSeq and is a predicted model, not a curated record. The annotation marks the transcript as partial. Lineage: Eukaryota; Metazoa; Chordata; Mammalia; Carnivora; Hyaenidae. Gene Ontology annotation, molecular function: G protein-coupled receptor activity; olfactory receptor activity. Gene Ontology annotation, biological process: G protein-coupled receptor signaling pathway.